Pectinophora gossypiella (pink bollworm) is the source of this 1025-nucleotide messenger RNA. RefSeq names its product lipopolysaccharide-induced tumor necrosis factor-alpha factor homolog. Gene Ontology annotation, molecular function: zinc ion binding. The transcript has 3 exons. The record is from RefSeq and is a predicted model, not a curated record. Lineage: Eukaryota; Metazoa; Arthropoda; Insecta; Lepidoptera; Gelechiidae. The coding region runs from base 367 to 675 and encodes 102 amino acids.
GUGACUAGUGACCUACUCAAUCUAUAGAUAACUAGGUACCUACUGUUAUCUAUUGAUAUGAUAACCAAUAGAAUAUUGGCGCAUCAUUGUUAUCAAGCUAAGUCGCUGACAAGUUGACAUAGACCCGUUAAUCGUACUCAAGAGUCUGAUAUAGACUGAAUAUAUUGGAGCAAUAUUUAUUAUUAUAAAACAUGCAAACAUACGUGACAAUACAAUAAUACACUUUAGAAUCAGUGAACAUCUGUUUAAACUAAGUACUUACAAGUAGAAUACUUUGAGAAUACUGGUAAAGUCGAUUUAUCGACGUGUAUACUUAUAGUAAUCUAGUAUUGAUUGGAUACCUACAUUAUAUUACCACGGAUAACAAUGGACUCGCACGCGUACCGGCAGAUCGGACAGAGUUCUAAUGGAGUGUCUAUCGAGAUGGACCUGCUGCAGGUGGGAUCGGAGCCGGUGGGCAUGCGCUGCCCUCACUGCCAGGAAGACGUCAUGACUCGAGCCACUUACAGGAACACCACCACCACACACGUCGUAGCGCUCGUGCUCGGGAUUCUGUUCUGGUGGCUGUGUUGCUGUUUAAUUCCAUAUUUUACCAAAAGGUGGAAAAACGUGGAGCAUUACUGCCCCAACUGUCAAAGAUUCCUCGGAGUGUAUGCGAGGACGACCGUUAUUUGAUUAUUACCAGGAGAAAAUAUGGGUGAAGUAAGAAAUGGUAUGUAGUCGUGACUAAGUAAGUCAUAAUAGGAUGUACAAGUAACGCUAAGUAUAAAAAAUGUUAAAAGGGCUCUGAGGGGUCUCAGUGCUCUCACCCAGUACAACAUUUAUGCCAACUAAAUAACUAUUAAAACACGAAAAGUUAAAGUAAUACUUUCAUUCUUUGUUAUCUCGACAGUUUUUACCACCAACUUGUCGUGAUCAAACUUUAAUACAAUAUUUUGUAACCUCUUUACUGAUUGUAAAAGUAAAAGAAUAUUAUAUUUCUAAGCAUUUAUUAUUGUAAGUAUAACUUUUAACGAUACCUAGUC